Messenger RNA from Vitis vinifera (wine grape), 1223 nucleotides. Its product is annotated as acidic endochitinase. Gene Ontology annotation, cellular component: extracellular region. Bases 235 to 1104 code for a protein of 289 amino acids. The record is from RefSeq and is a predicted model, not a curated record. Lineage: Eukaryota; Viridiplantae; Streptophyta; Magnoliopsida; Vitales; Vitaceae. Gene Ontology annotation, biological process: carbohydrate metabolic process. The transcript has 2 exons. Gene Ontology annotation, molecular function: chitinase activity.
GGUCUUCUUCCACUCCGCCGUGUAAGUAUAGAAAUGAAAACCAAAAGUCACCCUUUCAUAUUAGCUUAGCAAGUAGACAUUAAAUUCAUACCCAGAAGUCUAUCUCAUGUUUCCUGUAAAUUUCUUCUACAGACGUGCAGAUUGGACAAACAAUUUGAUUAAGUAUUGUCCAAGAAAUGUGCCUAUAAAUUCCCAUACCUUCCUCACAAUUUUUCAUUCAAGCAACAAAGCUCAAUGGCACACCGAUCUCUCCCUUCAUUGGCCCUCCUCUGUCUUAUCCUAGUGGCCUCGAUCUCGAACACUCGUGCAGGCACAAUAACGGUCUAUUGGGGCCAGAAUGGGAAUGAGGGCAGCUUGGCUGAUACCUGCUCAUCGGGCAAUUAUGGAAUUGUCAAUAUUGGUUUCUUGAUUGUUUUUGGCAAUAACCAAACCCCGCAGCUGAAUCUGGCUGGCCAUUGCUCUAAUGAUUGUACGGGGUUGAGCAACGACAUUAGAGCAUGCCAGAAUCAAGGCAUCAAGGUGUUGCUUUCCCUCGGAGGUGCCGGAGGAAGCCCUUUUCUGACCUCUGCGGAGGAUGCCAGGCAAGUUGCAGAAUACCUAUGGAACAAUUUUCUUGGUGGCCAAUCAAGCUCACGGCCAUUAGGAGAUGCUGUUCUAGAUGGGAUUGAUUUUGACAUAGAGGGAGGCACGAACCAGCACUGGGAUGAGCUAGCCAAAGCCUUGUCGGAGUACAAGCAGCAGAGGACGGUGUACCUGUCGGCAGCUCCACAGUGCCCAUUUCCGGAUGCAUGGAUGGGCACAGCGAUUGCCACAGGCCUAUUCGACUAUGUUUGGGUCCAAUUCUACAACAAUGACUGCCAAUUCUCCGGCAACGCCGACAAACUUAUCAGCGCCUGGAACCAAUGGACCACAAUUCAAGCCGGUCAAGUAUUUUUGGGGUUGCCUGCAGCCCCAGAAGCAGCCGGAUCUGGCUACAUCGCACCGGACGUGCUUGUUUCCCAGGUCCUGCCGUCCAUCAAGACUUCCCCCAAGUAUGGAGGUGUCAUGCUUUGGUCUAAAUAUUAUGAUAAUGGCUAUAGUGCAGCCAUUAAGUCCAGUGUUUGAAGUCUUGUCUUCUUAUAUAUGUUUACUUCUAAUAUGGUAAAAUAAAUGAGCAUUUGAUACUUUCUGAAGCUUCCCAGAUAAAGCUGAAUGAAAUAUGAAUUUUCUGCUUUCAUGAUUAA